CGGGCACGGACGGAGCCAGGAAACGUCCUCUGGGGGCGCGCAGAGGACAGCGCAGAGGCUCCCGGCGAUCCCCGCGCUGGCGUUGGCGUCAUCAAAAAGCACCGGAAGUGCGGCCGCCGCUGCGGAGCCACGUGUGGAGCAGAGAGCCGGCAGCGGCCGGGUCCCGGACGCUUGGUAGAUGCUAGCACCAUGAGCUUCGUGGCCUACGAGGAGCUGAUCAAGGAAGGCGAUACAGCCAUCCUGUCGCUGGGCCAUGGCUCGAUGAUGGCAGUGCGUGUGCAGCGUGGGGCACAGACCCAGACCCGGCAUGGCGUCCUGCGGCACUCGGUGGACCUCAUUGGCCGCCCAUUUGGCUCCAAGGUGAUCUGCAGCAGAGGCGGCUGGGUGUACGUGCUUCACCCCACUCCUGAGCUCUGGACUGUGAACCUGCCCCACCGCACACAGAUCCUCUACUCCACCGACAUUGCCUUAAUCACCAUGAUGCUGGAGCUGCGACCCGGUUCUGUGGUCUGUGAGUCAGGCACGGGCAGUGGUUCUGUCUCCCACGCCAUCAUCCGCAGCAUCGCCCCCACUGGCCACCUACACACUGUGGAGUUCCACCAACAGCGGGCAGACAAGGCCCGGGAGGAGUUCCAGGAGCAUCGUGUGAGCCAGUGGGUGACGGUGCACACCCAGGAUGUUUGCCGCAGUGGCUUCGGUGUCACCCACGUGGCUGAUGCUGUCUUCUUGGAUAUUCCAUCACCCUGGGAAACUGUGGGCCAUGCCUGGGAUGCCCUCAAGGUUGAAGGUGGGCGCUUCUGUUCCUUCUCUCCAUGCAUUGAGCAAGUGCAGCGCACAUGCCAGGCACUGGCAGCCCAUGGUUUCACAGAGCUCAGUACCCUGGAGGUGCUGCCACAGGUCUACAAUGUACGCACCGUCAGUCUGCCCUUGCCUGACCUGGGGGCAAGUGACUUAGAGGUCAGCAUGGGCUCUGAUGCCAGCCCUUUCCGUAGUGGCACACCCAUGAAGGAGACUGUGGGCCACACUGGCUACCUGACUUUUGCCACGAAGACUCCAGGAUAGUGGGCCUCGGCAGGAGUAUCACAGGCAAACAAGGAGGCCAGAGGCUACCUUAUAUGGCCAGCCGCUGCCUGUGGGGCUUGUGUUUAGAAAUAGAUGGCAGGGUGGGGCAGGGGCCUCCUGGGUAGUUGAGGGGGGUGAGUAGGCUGGCCCUGUUGAGCAGGGAGGCAUUCCUAUCUUCUGAGAGGGAAGCCUCCACCUCAUCACUGCUCAUCCUGGCCAUUCUUUGUUGUCAACAUGAAGCUUCCUCUGCCAUAGGCUCCCCUGGGUGUUGAGACCAAAUGGUACAAGUUGAGGGCCGAGGCAGCUCUGGGCACUCCCUGAAGCCUGGGCUGACCUACAGGGGAAUGGACUGUCCUGUCCUGUCCCUGGUCCAAGGUUCUAGCCACUGGUGGGCCAGAGCUUUGUGCAAAGCCUCAUCCUGCCCUUAACUCCUGUACUUCCCCAGGGCUGAUGGAGGGACCAGGCUGGCCUAGGGAUCAAAGGAGGUGACCUCAUAGUCUUGAGUGUUUCACAGGCCAUGCGUGAGCAUACUUGUACCCAGAAUCCCUGAUGUGCCAUUGUCUGGGCCAUCAUCCUGUGGAAAGGGAGUCCAGCAGCACAGGUCUUUGCCUCCAGUGACCUGUCAAGCCCCUGUUGGAGCUAGGGUUGAGGUGCUCCAUGGCCUAGGAGCCUGGCUACAGACCUGCUGCAUGGGCCGCCUUGGGCCUGGUGUCCAUUCCUGGUAUGUAGCUAGGUUCAAGGGAGUCUCAGGGCCCAGAUCACAUUGGCACGGGGCUGCCCUGCAGCUGCUCCUGCUGCAUGGAGUCAGCCAUUGGGAGAACUUCCCAUGUCAUAUCGGCCCCUGAUUUACCUAGUGGAGCAAUAAAUGUUUUGUCUUGCUGUCC
Molecule: messenger RNA, 1946 nt
Organism: Cricetulus griseus (Chinese hamster)
Lineage: Eukaryota; Metazoa; Chordata; Mammalia; Rodentia; Cricetidae
Source: RefSeq, a predicted model, not a curated record